Messenger RNA from Ilex paraguariensis (yerba mate), 609 nucleotides. NCBI's taxonomy places the organism in Eukaryota, Viridiplantae, Streptophyta, Magnoliopsida, Aquifoliales, Aquifoliaceae. The record is from the annotation of a GenBank genome assembly.
AUGACUCCUAAACAACAUGACAUUGGUUGGGAACACGCAACACCAGUUGGUGGUGAUCGAAGAAUUAUAAAGUGUAACUAUUGUGGAAAAAUAGUUCAUGUCGGUAUUACUCGAAUGAAGCAGCAUAUUGGACAUGUAUCCAGUCAGGUGGAAGGAUGUUCAAGUGCACCAAAAGAAGUGUCACAAUUGUUCAAACAACAUCUCAGUGAUCGUAGUAAAGAAAGGGCUUCUAGAAAGAAGAAAAAAGAACUAAUUGUACAAUCAUUACGAGAUAAAGUUUUUUACAGCCUGGAUGAUGAUGAUGGUCAGAAUAAAAUUAAAGAGGGUGAUUUUGAAAGAAGACAGUUAAACCAAGCAAUGAAGAAAAACCGUCAAAUGGCUUGGAUGGAGGAAGAGGGUCGUAGGCACGCUGUAUCAAAUGCAAGUAGUCGUUCUACUAAGGGUCAUUUUUUUGCUGAUAGUGGGCCUUACUAUCAAUCAAUGAUUGACACUAUUGAGGAUGCAAGCCCAGGAAUAAAGGGCCCUACAGGAUAUCAAGUUGGUAGUUCUUAUUUGGAGGAGGAGGUUCAAGAGGUUGACAUUUAUAUAUUCUCGAUGAAGGUAAAAUAG